ACAAGUUGCAGCCGUUUAGAAAGGUGGUGUUUUCCAAAGUAAUUUGGUGGAUCUUUGAACAAGGUAGAGCCAUUAAGGACCUCUCGGCCAAAAACCCUAACUUGAUUAAAAGCUCAAAAAGAAUUAUUUAAAAGUGGUUUCCUGAAAGUUAAAAAGUUGUCAAAUAAAAUGGCAUUGGGAGCUGUAAUUGAACACUUAUCAAAUGAAAGUGGUUAGUUUUAAAGUUUAUGUUAAACAAAAUAUUCUAUAAGUUUACAAAAAUAGAACCAAAGAAAUCUUAGUGUUUUUCAAUUUCAAAAAGUGCAAUUGCUUUCCUAAUGUAAAACCUUCAACAAUCAUUAAAAAUUGAAUUUAUUUAUUGUAUUAUUUACUUUAAAUUCGAAUUUAAAUUAAAGAUUGAAACAGAAAUAUUGAAUUGAACGUAGAUAUUUUGGAUAUUUAACUUGGAUUUUUGGAAUCAGGAUAUAGUGAAGCAUCAUCGCCAGGGACCUUUCUCAUCCACAAAAGAUCUUAGCUGAUUCUAAGCUUAAGAUUGUCUGUUUUGCUUAAAUUAUUUUCGUUGAAGUUAACAAAUUCUGAGCAAAAUGGCAUCCGAAGCUGCAAUUGAUCUUUUAGGGAAUAAAACGGAAAUGGAAGAAGAAUUUGCAAUUAAUUCACCAAUUCCGAUGAUAGUAAUCCUCGCGUCAUAUCUGCUUAUUAUUUUGAAAAUUGGACCUGAAAUAAUGAAGUCAAGGCCAGCAUUCCAACUCAAGUCCUACAUUGUGAUUUACAAUAUUCUUCAAGUACUUUGUUGUAUCUAUUUAGUUUAUAAGAUUGUUGUUAUCAAUCUUCCCACUCUGACAUUCUGGAAAUGUGCUUACUUUCAACCUGGAAGUAUUGAGGAAAAAGACUUUAAUCACAUAAGUUAUUUUACAUUUUGGUUGAAAGCCAGUGAAUUAAGUGAAACAAUUGUUUUCGUAUUGCGAAAGAAACAGCGACAAGUCUCAUUUUUACAUGUUUUCCAUCAUUGUUCUACAUUAUUUCUGGUUUAUCAGCUUUCAAGAAAUUAUAAAGGUAGUUCAGCUCUUUAUUCACUCUUUCUCAAUUGCAAUGUCCACAUUUUUAUGUAUUGUUACUAUUUAAUGGCUGCCGUUCUUCCUGAUAAAAUUGUUUCCAAGUUGACUCCGGUUAAAAAAGCAAUCACCACAAUACAAAUGAUCCAAUUUGCUCUGAUACUUCUACAAGUUGUUGUAUCUUUGAGUAAAGGUUGUAAAGUUCCACCAGUUGUCUUGUCAAUUUAUGUUCUUAUUAUAAGUGCCUUUUUCUAUAUGUUUUAUGAUUUCUAUAAAAAGAAUUAUUCAUCGAGAGAACCUUCAACUACUAAAAAAUCAGAGAAAUUAAAUUAAACUAUAAGUAAACAUUAAACUAUACUUUUUUCUACACAAAAAUAAAGAGAAUUAAUAUAGCAAUUAGUUAGCAGAU
Messenger RNA from Eupeodes corollae, 1461 nucleotides. RefSeq names its product elongation of very long chain fatty acids protein 1-like. Gene Ontology annotation, molecular function: fatty acid elongase activity. Gene Ontology annotation, biological process: fatty acid elongation, polyunsaturated fatty acid; sphingolipid biosynthetic process; fatty acid elongation, saturated fatty acid. Lineage: Eukaryota; Metazoa; Arthropoda; Insecta; Diptera; Syrphidae. The record is from RefSeq and is a predicted model, not a curated record. Gene Ontology annotation, cellular component: endoplasmic reticulum membrane. Bases 585 to 1385 code for a protein of 266 amino acids. The transcript has 6 exons.